GCGAGAUUCACACACGCGACGGACAUCGUGAAAGUGGCAUGCGUGGUCGAACGAAAACAAAAUAGUGAAAUCCGAGAUUCUCUGGUGACGCCUUCGAAUUUAAAAUUGACGAAAUGAGUUUUUAGUCGAUUUCGGUAAUUUUUCAGCGACUUUUCCGGUAGGAUCGUUUUUUCCGCAGUGAAAAAGAUGUGCUGAAAGUUUUCCUCGACGCUGUGUUAUUGUUGAGGUGCGCGUUGUGUUUACGGUUUAUACCAUUAAAGGCCUAACUCAUCAUGUCUCAGCCAGGAUUCCCGGGCCAUAUAACCACAUCUACGGUUUAUUCAUCGACACGUGUGAACACUUCCAUAAGAUGGGAUCCCUCAUAUAUCCAAACUCUGCCAGGAGUACUUAAAAUAGUGCAAAUAGUAUGUAGUUUUAUCGGCUUCAUCUGUAUAGAAGCGAGUGGAUUGGCUAGUCAUACCAGGGGAGGAUUCUUCAAUUUCGUGGCGCUGGUAGCGGUCCUCUUCACUGGAAUACUACUGAUCUUCUACCUGUUACAUAUCAUCGAGAAAACUUUCAGGAUACCAUGGCUGAUGGUUGAAUUCGCCUUCUGCGCUAUUUGGGCUUUCGGAUUUUUCGCAGUUUCCAUUAUGGCGGCAACCUACGGCUCCGAUGCUUAUUUAGUUGCUGCGUUUUUUGGAUUUUGUUGCAUGGUGGCGUAUGCCUUCGAUGCUUUCCUGAAAUAUUCAGCCUUGAAAAGGGGAGAAAUAGCACAGGGAGAAAGAACAGCCCAGAAGCAAACGAAUGUAACGGAUGUGUACUGAAUAUAGCCUUUUCUUCGAAAGUGUACUUAAGAUGUUUCCGUAUUAUGUAAUUUACGUUUUUUUAUUUAUUGGUUAUUAUUACUUUUCUUCAUAGUUUAAUUCAUUGUUGAAACAUUCUUAUUUUAUUCGUCUAUUAUUCCUUCUUUUUGACAAGUUCGUGCGUACUUAAUUUCUUUGCGAAAAAUUGACUUCAUGUAGAUGAAUCUGGGAUAUUUUGGGUAUUAUUUUAUGUGUAAAUUAUCACGUUUAUUUUUAGGACAUUCAUAAACAUGUUUCACCAAACCAAUUCAUAUUGAUUUUAUGGAAUAUUGGACUAAAAUUUUAUAUUUUGUGUCAUAUCAAACUAAUUUUUUCUUUAAUGUGACCUACAUCCAAUUCAUUUGAAUAUUUAGAUUAUCUAUGAAUUUUAUUGUUUUCUGAAUGAGGUUCCUGAAGAAUCUUGAAUCAGAGAUAAUGAAAUAUGAUUGUGUUCAAUUACACGUGUAAAAACAACCAGUUUUCAUUUUGAAAUUAUAUUGAGAAUAAAUAAAAAUUAAUAAAGUUU
This is a messenger RNA of Coccinella septempunctata (seven-spotted ladybird), 1347 nucleotides long. RefSeq names its product CKLF-like MARVEL transmembrane domain-containing protein 4. NCBI's taxonomy places the organism in Eukaryota, Metazoa, Arthropoda, Insecta, Coleoptera, Coccinellidae. The record is from RefSeq and is a predicted model, not a curated record. Gene Ontology annotation, cellular component: membrane. The transcript is spliced from 4 exons. The coding region runs from base 273 to 803 and encodes 176 amino acids.